CCUCUAUUCAGCAAUCUCCAAGAAACCAAUCUAAACAGAAAGCUAGCUUAUAUUUCACCUUUAUAUACUUGAAAUGGAGCAGCAACAAGCCAAGACUUCUGCAGGGAACCACUCUCAGUCCGCAGCUAGUGGUUCAACUUCAUCACCUGAAAAUAAGUCUUCUCAGAUGGAAACAAUUCAAUCUCCAAAUCCAAUUCCCAGCUCCACGGGAGAUGCUGGUCCUUCUGACCCCAAGCAACUGAGGAGAAUUCUAGCAAAUCGGGAGGCGGCCCGACGAGCUCACUCUAGGAAGAAAGAGUACGAGAGAAAGCUCGAAAGAGAGGCCAAGGAGGCAGAAGAGAGGGUAGCAAUGCUGGCUUCAAAAGUGGCUUUCCAACGAAUGCAUCUCACGAUACUAUCAGGGAAGAACAGCCAGAUGAGGGAGACGCUGCAAGUUCUUGAGAAUCACCAGGCUCACAAAGAAGCUGAGACUGAGGCACUGGUGAAGGAGAGAGAAACGCUUCUUCUCCUUCGGAGUUUGCAGCUGCAACAACAACAAGGCGGCAGCAGCCGCAGCAGCAAUAAUCCAAACAACGUGGAUAAAUGAAAAUUCAAAUAUGUACUUUUCUUUUGCAUCCAAUCCAAUGUAUGAAAUGAAUUUCUCGGACCACAGGGUUUUUAUAU
Messenger RNA from Prunus persica (peach), 663 nucleotides. RefSeq names its product basic leucine zipper 6-like. Gene Ontology annotation, molecular function: DNA-binding transcription factor activity; DNA binding. Gene Ontology annotation, cellular component: nucleus. The record is from RefSeq and is a predicted model, not a curated record. Bases 74 to 586 code for a protein of 170 amino acids. NCBI's taxonomy places the organism in Eukaryota, Viridiplantae, Streptophyta, Magnoliopsida, Rosales, Rosaceae. The transcript has 5 exons. Gene Ontology annotation, biological process: positive regulation of DNA-templated transcription.